This is a messenger RNA of Dinoponera quadriceps, 1322 nucleotides long. RefSeq names its product protein THEM6. The record is from RefSeq and is a predicted model, not a curated record. The coding region runs from base 143 to 739 and encodes 198 amino acids. The transcript is spliced from 3 exons. Lineage: Eukaryota; Metazoa; Arthropoda; Insecta; Hymenoptera; Formicidae.
GUCUUCUGCCGGCCGUAGCAAGACGCGCAUCGAGUCCGCGGACAAUUACGUUCUUAUUCUACGGGUAGUAAGAAACGCUAGCAAAAAAAGAAAGAGAGAGAGAGAGAGAGAGAGAAAGAGAGGAUCGCACAAGCCGACGACGAUGGAGUGUUUCUCCUGCGUGGCGAUGAUCGCCAUCUUCUACAUCCUAUUUGACGUGAAUUAUUUCCUGAGAGUCAUCCUCACUAUCUUAUGGGGUAGACUCUUCGAGAAGAAGAAGAAGCUUUUUGAAACAACCACGAUUUAUGGUAUCUGUUUCACUCAGGACGUUGACCUGAUUCUGAAACACAUGAACAAUGCGAGAUAUCUCCGCGAGCUGGAUUUCGCACGUUUUUAUUUUUAUGAUAGAACAGAAAUUUAUGGGACCAUCGUGAAGAGAGGAGGCAGUGCUGUUCAGGGUGCAUCUAGCAUAAGAUACCGCCGAGCAAUUCCUAUCUUUACGCUGUACAAGGUCACCACGAAGCUCAUUUACUGGGAGGACAAACACUUCUAUAUAGAACAACAGUUUAUCACUCUCACGGACAACUUCAUUCGUGCCGUGGUAUUAAGUAGGCAAACUACAACAGGAUUGAAGGUACCGGUGCAGGAUAUAAUAGCCGAAUUAGAACCGGAAAUACGUCAGCCAGAACCCACCAAGGAACUUCAGCUGUGGCUGGAUUCCAUGGAAGAGUCGUCUCAAAGUUUAAAAAAACAAAAAUGAGCAGAUGCAUUCCUCUGAUACAUUGCUCAAUAUGUUAUUUAAUUAUUUGUUAUUUAUCUUGUUUUUUGGGGGGGAAAACUUAUAGUUACAUGUUACAUGUGAUUGUAUCUGUUAAGCUUUUUCAGUUGAAUUUUCGCGGUACAAAACGUAUUCUAGUUAUAAAUCAAGCUGAAUCUACCGAAUGUGACACAAUGAUCUUCCAUAGUCUUUUAUAACUUUCUUACGGAACAUUUUUAUAUAAGCACAAUACAGAGUUUCGUAAAAAUGAUAUUCUGAAAUUAACCUCACCUUGUAAGUUCAUUUAAUUGUGGAUCUUGUAAUUUUGAAUCUUAUAAUCUUGUAAAUUAAUGAAAAAGUACGAUAUCGUCGAGUAAAAUUUCUUUAUUCUGAAUUUAUAGAUAUAACUUGCAAGAGAUUACAAUUUUUAUACCAAAACUUUACACAAAACUUUUGUAACCAAAAGCAACCAUCUCUCCGGCCGAAUUAGAUCAGUUAGUAUAGGAAGGUGGAAGGUAUAAUCUUCAUCAAAGGAGGCUUGCAUAAUUAUGUGAUUCCGUGGAAAUAAAACUCAGAUUCUGCCGAA